Molecule: messenger RNA, 1181 nt
Organism: Tripterygium wilfordii
Lineage: Eukaryota; Viridiplantae; Streptophyta; Magnoliopsida; Celastrales; Celastraceae
Exons: 3
Coding region: 165-944 (259 amino acids)
Source: RefSeq, a predicted model, not a curated record
GGGGUUUACCCAAAAAAAAAAACGACGCGACAUCGCUUUCCGUUCCCGUUACGUGAUUAAGGUGAUUUUGCCCAAACGGGAGAGAUUCAUCAAAGAUUUCAUCCAUUUCGCUUAGAGAAAGUGAGUCGUCGAAUCUGAGGUCCUAAGGAAGAAGUAAGAGGGAUAUGGGUCUGCUCUCUAAUCGAGUCGAUAGGGAGAGCUUGAAGCCGGGGGAUCACAUCUACUCUUGGAGGACUGCUUAUAUCUACGCCCAUCACGGCAUAUAUAUCGGAGACGACAGAGUUAUUCAUUUUACCCGACGUGGUCAAGAAGUAGGAACUGGUACACUGGUAGAUCUUCUUUUGGUGAGCUCGGGACCUGCUCGAUCCCGAGCACCCUGCCCCAAUUGCACUCCACCAGAUGAAGGCCAAGGAGUUUUAUCUUCAUGUCUCAACUGUUUUCUCGCUGGUGGUGUUUUAUACCGGUUUGAGUAUGCUGUUACCCCUGCUCUCUUUCUAGCCAAAGCACGUGGAGGAACUUGCACUCUUGCAGUUGCUGACUCCAAUGACGUGGUGGUGCAUCGUGCAAGAUACUUACUUACCAAUGGUUUUGGGUGCUAUAACAUUUUUAAGAACAAUUGCGAAGACUUUGCUAUCUACUGUAAAACCGGGCUCCUUGUAGUGGAUCAAGGACCACUUGGACAGAGCGGCCAAGCAGUAUCCAUCGUAGGUGGUCCAUUGGCUGCUGUGAUGUCUACACCGCUACGACUUGUCACCACCAAUGUGUACGGGAUGGUCGCCACAGCUGUAGGUGUCUAUUGUGCUAGCAGGUAUGUUGGUGAUAUUGGUAUGAGGAAAGAUGUGGUCAAGGUCUCUGUGGAGGACUUGACCAGGAGAAUGGCAGCAGGCUUAUUGCAGGUGAUGGAGCCCCAAAUCUUAGCUGCUCCUGCCCUUGAAUCUCAUUAGUUUGCCUCCACAACUCUCUCAUCCUUGGUUGGUCAAUAAUUGCGAGGGCUUUCAGUCCUCGCGCAUGGUUUGCUUGGAAGUUAAAACAUUGAAUAUUGUAAGAGUGUAUUAAUUGUAUCUCAAUCGCGGUUUCUUUGUAUCAUCGCAUAUGGUUUAUGGAUUAAUUUGCUAUAUUUUAUUUGUUUUUAGAAGUUUAUUCGUGGAUCACAUUAUUUCACCAUUAGUUUUGGAUCAGAA